This is a messenger RNA of Rotaria sordida, 612 nucleotides long. NCBI's taxonomy places the organism in Eukaryota, Metazoa, Rotifera, Eurotatoria, Philodinida, Philodinidae. The record is from the annotation of a GenBank genome assembly.
AUGACUCAACGUGUAACACCUCUUUCACGUCAAACAUCAAUCCUUUUAUUAUGUGAUAUGCAAGAAAAAUUUCGUUCAGUAAUAAAAUAUUUUCCUCAAAUUGUUGAAACAUCAAAUAAAUUAUUACAAGCUUGUAAAAUUCUCGAUGUACCAUAUGUUGUUACUGAACAAUAUCCAAAAGGUCUUGGCCGAACAGUACCUGAAUUGGACAUUGGUGAUACUAAACUAUUCGAAAAAACUAUCUUUUCCAUGUGUACACCAGAUGUUUUAUCACAUAUCAAAGAACAAGUUAAAGAUUUUAAUACAGCUAUUAUCUGUGGUAUUGAAGCUCAUGUUUGUGUAUUACAAACAGCAAUUGAUCUUCUAUCACAAGGUUAUCGUGUAUAUGUUGUUGUUGAUGCUGUUUCAUCUCGAUCAUUAACUGAUAGAAUGUAUGCGUUUGAUCAUAUGCGUCAAGCUGGUGCUUUUUUAACAACAUUUGAAUCAAUUGUUCUUCAACUUACGCAAGAUGCUAGUCAUCCAAAAUUUAAACAAAUUCAACAACUUAUUAAAACGUCUGCAGCUGAUACAGGACUUUUUCCAUUACAGAACAAUCCGCAUUCAUCGUUAUAA